UUUUUUAAAAAAACAAGUUCUUUUUAAGAAUAUUGGUUCAGAUUACAGAAAAUAUCUGCAAGAAUGAUGGAAGGUAAAAAAGUUGGCUUCAUUGGAGGUGGAAACAUGGCAUACGCGAUUGCCAAAGGACUUGUAUCUAGUGGGUUGAUCAAAAAAGAAGAUAUUAUCACAAGCGCAAAAACACAGACCAGAUUACAAACAGUUUGGAAAGAUCUUGGAGUGAAAACAACGACAGACAACAUUGAAGUUGCUAUAUUUGCAGAUAUUAUCUUUUUAGCUGUAAAACCUCAUAUUCUCCCCAGUGUUUUGACGGAAAUAUCGUCUGAAUUUUGUGUGAAUGAAAAAAUAAAAGACAAACUCUUUGUUUCUGUCGCAGCUGGGGUUACCAUUUCCAUUAUGGAGGAGGGUCUUUCUUCACAACCUCGAGUCAUCCGAACAAUGCCAAACACACCAUGUUUGGUUCAAAGUGGUGUCGUGGUGUAUGCGUGUGGUCAGCAUUGUGUCGCUGGAGAUGGGAAAGACUUGGAAACUUUACUGAGUGUAGUUGGCCACGUUGAAGAAGUAGAGGAAAACCACAUUGAUGCAAUGUCUUCACUGAUGGGUUGUAGCAUUGCAUGGUUUGAUAUGAUCAUCGAAGCUAUGUCCGAUGGUGGCGUUAAAAAUGGCGUGCCAAGGAAGAUUUCCUAUACGCUAGCCGCCAAAGCUAUGGAAGGGGCGGCUAAACUGUUUCUACAAAGUGGAAAGCAUGCUGGUCAGUUGAAGGACGAAGUGACGUCACCAGGGGGGUCGACGAUAUGCGGUUUGUAUGAGUUAGAACAAGCAGGUAUGAGAGGGAUAUUUAUGCGAGCAGUGGAUGCUGCCACAAACAGAAAUAAAGAACUCGGAAAACAAAAUUAAAGGACGAAUCGACAUCACCAGAGGGGUCGACGAUAUGCGGUUUGUAUGAGUUACAACAAGCAGGUAUGAGAGGGAUAUUUAUGCGAGCAGUGGAUGCUGCUACAAACAGAAAUAAAGAACUCGGAAAACAAAAG
Messenger RNA from Hydractinia symbiolongicarpus, 1031 nucleotides. RefSeq names its product pyrroline-5-carboxylate reductase 1, mitochondrial-like. The coding region runs from base 64 to 897 and encodes 277 amino acids. The record is from RefSeq and is a predicted model, not a curated record. The transcript is spliced from 6 exons. Gene Ontology annotation, biological process: L-proline biosynthetic process. Gene Ontology annotation, molecular function: pyrroline-5-carboxylate reductase activity. NCBI's taxonomy places the organism in Eukaryota, Metazoa, Cnidaria, Hydrozoa, Anthoathecata, Hydractiniidae.